AUGCCGAGCAGUCGCAACGAUUCUCGUGUGCAGCACGUGCCCCAGGUCAAUGUUCUGAUUGUGCGCAUGCGUUCCACGUUGGAGCGAAGAGCGCGCAUGACCAGAGUGUCACGCAUGCCCGCGCGCACGCACUCCCUUGGGAAUGUCUGCCUUGUUUUCGAUUUCUCUGGGAGCCUCUGGGGCCCUCCGAGGGUUCACCGAGGCAAAGUCAGGGGGCCGCUGACGCUUCUGGAGGUGUCCGUUGGGGCCCCCCUUCGUGCUCAAGCCCAGAUGGAUCGAAAGUGCGCUUGGAUCUGGUUCGCCUCCGUUCUCUCCUCGCUGGGUGCGUUCCUCUUCGGGCUCGACAUCGGCUACAUUGCCCCGAUCCUGGAGUGCGCCUCCUUCAAGCGGGAUGUGGCGCAUCUCAGGGACUGGGGCGACCCCGGAUCUGCCAUCUCCAGCAGCGAGGCGGCCUCACAUCGCUGUACCAGCUGA
This is a messenger RNA of Prorocentrum cordatum, 474 nucleotides long. The record is from the annotation of a GenBank genome assembly. NCBI's taxonomy places the organism in Eukaryota, Dinophyceae, Prorocentrales, Prorocentraceae.